AGCUGUGUUUGGAGGGCUGCACUCAGAGGGGGAACUACAUCUGAACCUGACAGCUACACUGUGGUGAAUAGCUCAAAAGAUUCAAAAAUCUGGGAGAAAGUGCCAAGAAGACAGGAGUCUAAGGUUGUGAGUGUCUGACAGUAGAUAAGCCAAAGAGAGAGAGAGAGAAACUUUGAAGAUGACACCUGCCCGUUUGGUGUUAGGCUGGUUCCUGCUCGCUGUGAGGACAGUCAACUCUGCUGUGUAUCUGGACCCUGAGGAAGAGGGGUCAGGGGGACAGGAUGUAUUUGUAGUCCCUCUGACUCCUUCCUCUCGCCUAGAGCUGAAUGAAACUGUCCUCUGCACCAAUGACCUGAUGGAGGUGGUCAUUCCCAGUGCCUUCUUCCUCAACAAUGUGCCACCCGUUUAUGUCUGGGAUUUGCACCUAAAUGACCCGGAAUGCCGUGGUGUUGAGAUUGGAGAUGACUAUGUCUUCAGCAUCAAGACUAAUCUCUCUGACUGUGGGACGAUCAUGGCAUCAGAUGAUACACAUAUUAUGUUCAUAAACACCAUACGCAACAACGAUUUGGAUGUCGUCACAUGGAACUACAUCAACAUCACGUUCGUCUGCCGUUACCCAAUAAACUACAUGGUACAGCAGCCCAAUGGGGAAAACAUGAUCCGAGUGGAUGUCAAGACCAUCACUCUGAACACAGAAGAUGGGAACUUCUCUGUGUCCAUGCUGCUUUAUAAAGAUGAAGACUUUGAGGACAAGUGGACCACUGUGCCCUCCCUGACCCUGGACGACAACAUCUACGUUAAAGUGUUGAUGAUACCGGCUCAUCUUUUGCUGCGUGUGGAGAGAUGCUGGGCUACCCCAACCAACGACCCGUACAGCAACAUCCAGUACACCUUCAUCAGGGACAGCUGCCCCGUUUUGUCAAACGAACCGUUGACAGUGCUGAAGAAUGGACAGGGGCCAGAGGCUAUGUUCAGGAUACAAAUGUUCAAGUUCGUGGGCAGCUCUUACAAGGAUGUGUUUCUCCACUGCAAUGUUCAGAUCUGUCACAACACACUUGGGGUCUGUCAGCCUAACUGUUCUGGUGAGGAUAACAAUGGGCGGAUGAGAAGAGAUGUCACUACGGCCCAUACAGUAUCUUAUGGACCAAUCAGGCGACGUCUGCCUGAGAGUGACCAACCCAGCCUGAACUCUGGAGGUGUGCCCUCGGUGGAGACCUUUGUCCUGGGAGGCCUACUUGUAGUCCUGCUGCUGUUCACUGGAGUGUUUGGGAGGCUGUGGCUGCGAACCAGACGCUCCUACCCAACACAGGAGGCUCACCUCACCUUAUCCAACAUACACCACAAUUCAGAGGUGGCCCGCUGAUCUAACCCAGUAGUUCAAGCAAUGAGAACUGAUAUGAACUGGUGCACGCAGACACAAAUUAAAGCAUGCACAGGCAUGCAUGCACACAUAAACACACAUUACAUUUCUGCAUAAGGAAAGACGAAAGUAUGAAUUGACUGUAGUUUGGGGUGUAAAUAAAAUCUCAUUGUAGAAAUUAGAGGGAUUUUGAAGAUGUAAAUGAAAACAUGUCUCUGCAAGGAGUUUUCUGUGGUUUUUUUUCUAGAGAAAAAAUAAAGGUAUUUCAAAGAGCUG
Salmo salar (Atlantic salmon) is the source of this 1636-nucleotide messenger RNA. RefSeq names its product pancreatic secretory granule membrane major glycoprotein GP2-like. NCBI's taxonomy places the organism in Eukaryota, Metazoa, Chordata, Actinopteri, Salmoniformes, Salmonidae. The record is from RefSeq and is a predicted model, not a curated record.